Molecule: messenger RNA, 951 nt
Organism: Penaeus vannamei (Pacific white shrimp)
Lineage: Eukaryota; Metazoa; Arthropoda; Malacostraca; Decapoda; Penaeidae
Product: transmembrane protein 223
Biological process (GO): nervous system development
Cellular component (GO): mitochondrion
Source: RefSeq, a predicted model, not a curated record
GCAACAUUGCGCUUCCUUACACAACUCUCAAAUGUAAACAAACUGCUGAAAAUUAGACCAUGUGAACUUUGACCUCGGAUAGAACCUGAAAAAUGACCUUGUCUCGCCUAAUUGCGGGUGCCAGGUGGUGCCAAUUGACCUUGUCUAACCUCCGAGGUGGCUUAAGAAACCAAAAUACCCUCAGAAGCAAGGAAAUAUGGCCGACUUCACCCUCCGCAACCCAGGCGAGAGCUCAUACAACGGAAACAAGGUCACUGAUCGAACAGAAAUAUGCUGUGGAAAAGGACACACUCCUCUUCAGGAACGAGAACAGGAGAUUCUUCAAGCUUAUCAACCUCUUCGCCAUGUCCCAGUUCUUCUUCUGGUCCUACCUUAGUCACUUCGCUCUUACCAUGAUGAAGGACGUUGAGGUGCCGGUCGAGAUCAGGGACGACCCCAAUGUACCCUGGUGGAGGAAGAUGAACCUCGGGAAGUAUCGCAACGGCAUAACUGUUAGCUGUUUUAUGAUUGGCUGGGGCACAAUGGCACUGGCAUGGAUGUACACCCUGCGCAGCGUUCGAUACCUGGUGCUGAAGAAAGGCGGCAAGACCCUGGCCUUUGUCACCUUCACUCCAUUCGGGAACAAGACCCUCGCUGUCCCCUUGGAGAAGGUCUCUGCGAAACAGAGCCGAAUGACAGCCACAGUUCACCUGCCGCUCAAAGUGAAGGGCAAAUACUUUCACUACAUCUUAGACAUGCGAGGCCAGUUUCCCAAUGCGAAGCUCUUUGACUACUCUGCCGGACUCAGGAGAAAUUGGGCGCAGUAGGGCAAGCGGUGGAGCCAGUUUGUGACCUUUUUAUCCAAUAUCCCUUACCCCCCAUCUAAGGGAUGUUUGCAGGGGUGAAUCGUGUUGUAGGCACUUUUUUUUUUAGAGUGGGUGUAAAUAGUAAUAAUUACUGUUUUUGAUAUAU